Messenger RNA from Caenorhabditis bovis, 711 nucleotides. Lineage: Eukaryota; Metazoa; Nematoda; Chromadorea; Rhabditida; Rhabditidae. The record is from the annotation of a GenBank genome assembly.
AUGGUCGUCAUGAUUGUUUUGCUGAUUUUCAUCAAACCACAUCUGACAUUCUCAUUCGAUUCUGGCGGCUUAGUCAAACCAACCGUUAAAGGAAAUCCGGCGGUUCUUCAUAAUUGUACUGAUGAUCAGGAUUCGAUUAUGCAGCAAUGCUAUUUGGAUUUGUUUUCAGCGUAUGGUAUGAAUUUCACAAGUCUUCCAGGCGGCUCAGAAGACCCGUUCUCGAAAAUCCGAUAUGACAAUGUGAAUAUGUGCAAAAAUUUUGCCAAUUUAAUGGAAUGCCAUUCGGACGUGAUCGACAAUUGUCUCAAUUUCAACACAUUCUACGUUAUUCUAAAAACCGACGACGAUGCUGAUUACUACAUCUCACAAACCGCGUUCCUAAAAUUCUAUUGCGAUUACGGACGAGAUUUCAUCAAUUAUUAUGAAUGUAUGCAAAGAAUUGAGGACGACGUACUCGCCAACACGAUUUACACCGAAUGCACCGUUCUCGAAGUUGGAUCCUGUGGAUCCGUCUCUCUAUCAACGCAAUGCGAGAGUGCCGUUGUUCGAAAAACGUGCUCCGACUCAACUGUCCAUUCUUAUUGUCAAUAUCAAAAGAUUUUAAUGGGGAUGACCGGUUGGAAUCACUGUGAUUAUAUGCCUUGCAUCAAUAACUCGUUCAAAUCUCACUACCUCUUGUUUCUUAUGUUAUUGAUUUCAAUGUGUUUAUAA